Kuraishia capsulata CBS 1993 is the source of this 603-nucleotide messenger RNA. RefSeq lists its product as uncharacterized. NCBI's taxonomy places the organism in Eukaryota, Fungi, Ascomycota, Pichiomycetes, Pichiales, Pichiaceae. The transcript has a single exon. Bases 1 to 603 code for a protein of 200 amino acids. The record is from RefSeq and is a predicted model, not a curated record.
AUGGUUUCCCCCAAAUAUGCUAAAUCUCAUAUCUUGAAGAUUGGAAACCCUACCAACCCCAUCUCGGUGCAACUCUAUCUCGAUUACGCAUGUCCAUUCUCUGCAAAAAUCUUCAAGAAGAUUGACACGGAAUUGAUCCCCAAGUUGGAGUCAAAACACCGAGAUGCUAUUCAGUUCGAGUUUUUGAACGUUAUCCAACCAUGGCAUCCAACCUCAGCGAUCAUCCAUGAGGUUGCCAUUGGCUACGCUAAGGUAUACCCCGAAAAUUUCUGGAAAUACUCAGCUGUUUUAUUCGAUAACACUCCAAACUUCUAUGACGUCCCAAUGUACGACUUGUCACGGAAAGAGAUCACCCAGAAGUUGAUUAAUUUGGCCGUGGACAAAUUGGGUGCUGACGAGGCUAAACUAUGGGAGGUCCUUAAGAUACACGAGGAUAAUUCGGGUACUGAUGUCACCAAAGAUCUCAAGUACUUUACCAGAUAUCACAGAACCACUGGUGUUCAUGUCACUCCUACGGUUUUUGUGGAUGGAAUCGUCGUUCCUAACUUGGAGAGUUCCACCCCUGUCGAUAAGAUGGUUGAGAUCCUCGAGACGUUUCUUUGA